Pomacea canaliculata is the source of this 10342-nucleotide messenger RNA. Its product is annotated as potassium voltage-gated channel subfamily H member 1-like. Lineage: Eukaryota; Metazoa; Mollusca; Gastropoda; Architaenioglossa; Ampullariidae. The coding region runs from base 360 to 3773 and encodes 1137 amino acids. Gene Ontology annotation, molecular function: voltage-gated potassium channel activity. The record is from RefSeq and is a predicted model, not a curated record. The transcript has 10 exons. Gene Ontology annotation, cellular component: membrane. Gene Ontology annotation, biological process: potassium ion transmembrane transport; regulation of membrane potential.
CAUGCGCAGAAGGCCCUUGUCGCCAUGAAAGCUAUUUUCACUUGUUCACCUGUCAGGUAGAUUGGUCUUUGAUCUCGUGUUGGCGACACCUGGGACGGUCGGCAGUCCUCCAUCACAGGGUGACCCCCUUCUUCUCUCAAAAGUCAUCAGUGACGAUGCCUUGAGCGUACGAACUGACCAACUGCAGACUCUCUGGCCAGUGCUGACCAGUCGUGUCUGGAGGUGCGCUGUUUCCACGGCACCGCGUCAGUUCCUGUCAGGAAGAGCCAGGUGAGACGAUGCCAUUGCCAACAAAGUGAUCACCUGUGAGGGAUUCCAGCUUGUCUGUCUUCUUUGUGUACUAGCGACACCUGCAAACAAUGCCUGGCGCUAGGAGGGGGCUAGUUGCACCCCAAAAUACGUUUCUGGAAAACAUUAUACGGCGUUCGAAUGGACAACACAACAGCUUCGUGCUGGCAAAUGCUCGCAUUGUGGACUACCCCAUCGUGUACUGCAACGACGGCUUCUGCAAACUGUCGGGCUACAGCCGAGCCGAGGUGAUGCAGAAGAGCAGCACGUGCUCCUUCAUGCACGGCGAGAUGACAGAUAAAGACGCCAUGGCCAAGAUCGACGACUCCUUCGAGUGCAUGGAACAGACGCAGCUGGAAAUCCUCCUGUACAAGAAAAACAGAACUCCCCUGUGGUUGCUGAUGCACGUCGCGCCGGUGAAAAACGAGAAGGACCAGGUGGUUCUCUACCUGUGCACGUUCAAGGACAUCACUGCUCUCAAACAACCCAUCGACGACGAUGGCGGGAAAGGGCUCAGCAAGUUUGCCAGGCUUGCCAGGUCUGUCACACGUAACCGCUCCACACUGCUGCAGUUUUCCUCCACCAUGCCGACCACAAAUUUUGACACAUCUCGACCAUCGCAACUCGCCCACAUGAUGAACAUAAACGCGGAUGUGCUUCCCCAGUACCGCCUGGAAGCCCCCAAAACUCCCCCGCACAUCAUCCUGCACUACUGCCUCUUCAAGACCGUGUGGGACUGGAUCAUCCUGAUCCUCACCUUCUACACCGCCGUCAUGGUUCCUUACAACGCCGCCUUCAAGAUAAAAAAUGACAAUAUGUCGCUCCUUGUACUCGACAGCAUGGUCGACUUCGUCUUUUUCAUCGACAUCGUCCUCAACUUCCACACAACCUUCGUAGGUCUGAGCGGAGAGGUCAUCUCCGACCCUCACAUCAUCCGCACGAACUACCUCAAGAGCUGGUUCGUCAUCGACAUGCUGUCGUGCCUUCCAUAUGACAUCUUCAACGCUUUCCAAAAUGUAGAUGAUGGCGUUAGUACCCUGUUUAGUACCCUUAAGGUCAUCCGACUGUUGCGGCUGGGACGGGUGGUGCGCAAGCUGGACCAUUACCUGGAAUACGGAGCGGCCAUGCUGGUCCUUCUCAUCCUCAUCUUCAUCCUCUUCGCCCAUUGGUUCGCCUGCAUCUGGUACUCCAUCGGCUACACGGAGCUGGCCAGCGGAGUGACGUACGGGUGGCUGCAGGACCUGUCCAAUCUCACCCGGUUGCCUUUCGUCUUCAACAACACCACGUACUCGGAUGACCUGAACGGCGGGCCCCCCACGGAGAUGCGGUAUCUGACCGCGCUGUACUUCACCCUGUCAUGCAUGACUGGCGUUGGCUUUGGCAACGUGUCGGCCAACACUCAGACAGAGAAACUGUUUUCUGUCUUCAUGAUGAUCAUUGGAGCUCUGCUGUACGCCCUCAUCUUCAGCAACGUCACCACCAUCUUCCAGCAGUUCUACUCCAGCUUCGCCCGCUACCACGACAUGCUCAACAGCGUGCGCGAGUUCAUGAAGCUGCACGACGUCCCCAAGUCUCUCAGCGAGCGAGUCAUGGACUACAUCGUCUCCACCUGGGCCAUCACCAAGGGCAUUGAUGUCGCCAAGGUGUUGAACUAUUGUCCGAAAGACAUGAAAGCGGACCUGUGUGUGCACCUAAACAGAAAGGUCUUCUUGGAGCACCCUGCCUUCCGCCUGGCCAGUGACGGGUGCCUGCGGGCCCUGGCCAUGCACUUCAACAUGACCCACAGUGCUCCCGGGGACCUCAUCUUCCACCAGGGCGAGAGUCUGGACUCCCUAUGCUUCGUCGUCUCCGGAUCCUUAGAAGUCAUUCAAGAUGAAGAAGUCGUCGCCAUACUGAGUAGGGGUGAUGUCUUCGGAGACCAUUUCUGGCGCGAGCCGGCCAUUGGUCAGUCGACGGCCAACGUGCGUGCUCUGACCUACUGUGAUCUGCAUUCGAUUAAGAGAGAUCGAUUGCUCGAAGUCCUCGACUUCUACCACGCCUUCGCCAACUCCUUUGCACGUAACCUCACCCUGACCUACAACCUGAGACACAGGUUGAUCUUCCGCAAGGUCUCCGACGUCAAGAAGGAGAAGGAGCUGGCGGAGAAGAGGAAGAACGACCCUCCAUUGGAUCUGGCUAAUGACCACCCAGUUCGAAAACUCAUCUCAAGAUUCAGAAAAAUUAGCGACACCAGGGCCCAGGUGGGGCCUGACGUGGAGCGAGGGGGCAACGCCCUCCCGGGAGGAGACGCCUCCAGCCUCGGAAUAGUAUCUGAACAGCCCCAGAGUGCAACGCGGUUGAUCAACGUGUCUGAACAGGGCAAGGUAAAGGUCGGCAGCGCGGCUCCGAAGCUGGGGUCCGGCAAGUCCAAGUGGACCAAGUUCCUUGGCGGCGGCAACGUGGGCGACAGCUCCACUGAUCCGGAGGGAGCAGACGACAACCAGAACAAGAUCCCCCUCAACGACCUCUCGGGUAAGAUCGUCUUCGAGAACAGAUCCAGCGAGGUCGGCAAGCCGACGCCAUCACCACCGCUGCCACUGCCGACUCCCCAGGUAUCACAGACGAAGCCCGCAUCCCGAUGGGGCCGCAUGAUGGCCAAGUCGCAAGAGACGAUCAAAGAAUCACCGGAGGAAGAGGUGGUCAAGAACAACCUGACGAAGACAGACUCCACGGACAGCGGUAUCCUGCGCAGCAACAACCGCCUGGACCAGAUUGGAGAGGACGGACCAGACGUGGCGCCCUCUAGCAGGGACCACGUGAGCUCGCUGGGCGGGGCUCUGACGGCUGCUGAGCAACACAUGCUAACAUCGUUGUACGACAUCCGGCUGGAGAUCAAAGAGGAGAUGGAGAACCUGGGCCAGAAGAUGACACGUAUCGAGGAGCAGAUCUCGGAUAUUCUACGCUUCUUCUCCCCAUCCUGUACCCCGUCUUCCUCAUCGUCCGCGUCCACGUACCCGAGUUCAAAGUUUAACUCUCCUCAGAACGCUACCACAACCAACAACAGCGCCGACCACUCUCCGCGGAAGGUGCGGCGGGUUUCCUCCCCACCUCUGCGACGCGCCAAUCGCAGCAAAAGCACGCCGAUGACAUCAGAAAAGACGUCACGCGAUAGCACGCCUCCUGGUGGUGGAGGAGGAGGAGGAGGAAGAGGAGGAAGUCAGAGUCACCGUACGAGUAGCCCAGACAGCCAGGAGUCCAAGAAGGAGGAGGUCAUCACCUCGUCCCCGUCGGCAGGCAGCGCCAACAGCAGCAGCGACGACCUCAGCCGGAAGUCGUCCUCCGGCAGUAGCCAGGACAAGGAUGCUGCGCAUGCGCAUCGGCGCGGCCGCCGUUCCCCUGACCUGCCUGUCAGUGCGCGGGUCUUCGUUCCUCCGGACUCCGCGUUUCCUCUGGUGAAAGACGAGGAGAACAUUCCCUUCAAAGACAGAGACUUGGAUAUCUUAUGAGGCUGGAACUAGUCCUGACCAACCAGACCGGUGCAUUUUGUGAUAAUUAUUUUUAAGCCCUCCACGUGCCCGCUAUCAGUAAUUAAUCGACAAAUUUGUGUGCGAUAAAUGGCUUGUGUGCCGGUGGGUGACUACGUCCACACCUGCAACACGUAGAGAUAACUGCGGCAGUUCUAGCCACGCGUUUUUUGUUUGUUUGUUUGUUUUCGUUUUUUUUUUUUUUUUUUUUUUUAACGUCUGCUUUGAUGACUGAUUGGUGAGAGUCGAAGUCGACGCCACCCUGAUGUCCUUAGUCUGAUAAAAUAAUUAUGACAGCUCGGAACAAAUAUUCUUUGCAGGGGGUUUUUUCCCUUUGUUUUGAGAAGGCAGCUUGGCUUUUGAAAAGUCACUUCCAGGAAGACACCGUGAAACUGUUUGGUUUUGUGCACGUGUCUUUUUCGUGGAUCUCCUUCCCACCGGAAGACGAAAUCAUCGCCAACGUCACUGGUAAGGGAGAGAACUAUGUGUUUGCAGAGUGGCUUGCUCCUUGCUGCUGUUACAUCAACCGUCAGUGCUGUGUCCAUGAUAUAUGUAUAAAAACAGGGGCUGCCAACUUGUCACAUCGUUACUGACCGUUUCUGAUAAUCACUUUUAUGUUAAUAGUAAUGCAGUUCACGCACGCACACACACACAGACACGUAAACUAAUUAAUGUAAAUAUAUUUCCCAAUAUCGGGUUUGCUUUCCCGUUUUCGCAUCUGCUUCCCUCCAACCUUUGUCACCUGCGCUAAAAAAAAUGUCAGCCUCUAGAACAAUUGUAAUUUAUUAUUUUCUUUUCUCAUCAUAUUUCACGAAUCACUUUAUUUCUCUCACAAGUAAUACUUGAUCCACGGAGUAUUUUCCACCUACACUGAAGUCAGUGAUUUAGAAGUUGAUGUCACACUCAGACUCGCCGGCAACUUCCAACUCAAUGUGACUGGAUUACAUUGUUGUUGUUGUUGCUGCUGUUGUUAAUCCGAUUUGUUAGCUACGUGUGCGUCUUUUGCAAGGUGAUUGAAAGGGACGAGGUGAUUGCAAGAUUACUGUAAUGUCGCACAUUUCCAGACUAGGUGCCUAGUGAACUAGUGAUACUACCUGCUGUAUUUCUCACUAUCCGACCCCAAAAUGCCGGUCAGAAAUGGCGGAAACAAGUGUCCAGGACACCUUCCUUUUGUUAUCAUUGUCCACGUCUUCCCAUCAACUGCCUGCGUUCACGUUCACGUCUGUCGUUCACAUCUUUCCAACUUUCUCGACAACUUCGUCUUGUAGUUAUAAGGGCAAGAAAGUGAUAUAAAACAAAGAGCUAAACUAGUUUUGAAUAUGUUAACAGCAACAAUGGAUUCACAUCAUGUGACACCCAUGGCUGCUUGUGUUCAAACUCUGGUGUGAGCACGCGUCGUGUUCAAACGCAUCUGGUUAGAAUAAUUAACAAAAUAAAUAAUUUAAUAAGCUGAGGAAGACAUUUUUCUACGAUUUGUGUGUUGAGAUUUGCCACAGUGAAAACAGUUUAUAUUGUGCUGAAACGGGAUGAGUUCAAAUCUGUUAGAUUAAAGCAAUAAAAGCCAUUUUUAUUCCCCUACCCCAGCAUCCAUUCCUCGCGGAUUUGCCCAAAUGGUCUUAGGUUCCUGUCUGCCACCGUUUAACAUGAAAACAAGUUCCAUGUCUUAGACUCCCAACUAUGGCAGCUUAGCGGGCUAAAAUGCUUAUAGUGAGUGAGCAUGGAGUUUCAAGUGGUAAAAAAAAAACAAAAACAAAAACAAAAACAGUAGCAACGGUAGCAACAACAACAGCAACAGCGAGUUGCAACUAGUUAUCACCCCUUGUUGAUCGCUGCCUUAUCAUUCGUCCUUCUUCCCUUCCUGCUUAACUCCCUUUCGGUGUCCGUAUGUGUGUGUUUUGACAUCAACAGUCUCAUUAUCUCACCACCAUAUGUCCAUCACAAAUGCUGGGUGGAUGGCGACAUAAAAAGGGUAUAUGAGUCAUAGCUAGGAAAAUCUUGGCAGAAACCAGUCUUUUACAAUGUGCUUUUAGAGAAGGAUUUGAUGAGGUAAAGAAUGGCGAGAUAAUGGGGGGCGAGAUAAGGAGUCCAGACGUAGGUCAUUACUUGGGUUCUCAUUUUUGAUCAAACAUACUUCUGAAAAAUAAAGCCUUCAGGUACACCAACGGUAAAGUUUCCCCGUUAUCACCCAUGUUGCAUCCUUGGGUAGCAGGCACCCCGCUGUCAUCUGAAUGAUGAACUGGAAGGUUGUGAACAUAUUAAAGCUACGCUCUACUUCAACGUAACAUUUUGCUGAGCUUUUUCUAUGCUUUUUGUACAUUUAUGUUUAUUUAUUUAUUAUUAUUUAUUAUAUUUAUCAUCUCUCUUUUGAACAGUGAAUGAGGAUCAACCAAAUUUUUAUUAUCUGUUUGUUUGGUUCUGUCCAUCCUUGUUUCCACACACUGCAUAGUCAAAGACUGAUCCACAAGGACCAGUUUCAGACAAGUAAGUGUCGUACAACGACACAGAGAUAAACACGUCCCUGGGAUAUACUGUGGCACUCGAGAACAUGAUCUCGGCUCAAAUAAAUAAAUAUCAUUCCUAUGUCUUCUCGGUAGGGUGGGAUGGGGGUUGCAGAUUGUUCUUCAAGCUGUGUUUUUGCUCCAUCGGUCAUUUAUGAUCGACUACUGUUUGUGCACAUCUUCGAGGUAAGCAAAAGAAAAUCUGGUUGGUAAGCACCAAAGAAUGGUCAGACUGCCCUAUGGGGGAACCUACUCGAAGAAGUUCAAGAUCAGCCUCGAUGGCUGUCUUUUGCUGCUGCAGGGUCUCAUUGCGUCACCCCCACCCCUCACUCGCACCCCCCGCCACCAUGGACAGGCCGGCCGGCCGGUACCAGCGAUGAUGAUGAUGAUGAUGUAGAUGAAUGUUUGCGCGUGCGGAAGCAUGACUAGCGUGACCUUACCGAUUACCAUCCUCGAUUGUGGUGAAGUGAAUUUCCAUUAGUUCGACCCUAAUUUUUUUCCCUUCACAAUUUUGCUCAUUUGCUGAAUCACCCUGACGACUCGCGUCAGUGAGCACAUUUGCAUAUCCGUGACACUGCAAUGCCGUUGGAUGAGUUGUGCGUGACUACAUUUCGUGAGAGCGCAUGCGAGGCCGUUCGUACCCAGGCAAUGUACAGAAAGGCCAAACCUCCCGAGCGCUCAGAAAUUCGCUGUAUGGGACUUGGCACGUUGACUAAAAUUCCAAUGUUCUUAUUGUUCACACCAAAACCAUUAGGCAUUUUUUUUACCUUCAUAGUUCACACAUACCUUUACAGACUUCGAUGACAUUUGCACGGAAAAGAGGAUUCUUUAGUCUACUUCAAGAAUACGUAACCGAAGAGAGGAACGGUUCUGCCACAGGUAGGAUUAGCUGUCCUGGGUUCAGAUCUCGACUCGGGCUCACUGUUCUUUCUCUGGAUGUGGCAUCUGUUUACAUGGCUGUGAUAUAACCUUAGUUGUUGGCUGGGCGUAAAGCUUCUAAACCACACCUCACCCUCAUUCCCCCUUAGGAAGUGAGUGACUGAAGAAGGGUAAAAGAGGUAUUGUAGGUCAGAAAAUUAAUUAAAACUUAUUAAUCAACUGAAGUUUCCAUGUUUUCCAAACUGUUGAGGACAAGGUCAAAAAAUCAGAUCUGAAAGUUGAUAUCACACUCUUUAGGAAUAAAAAACUACAAAUUAAUCCAAUGGCAGACGAACGUCUUUGUUUCGGCUCGGUUUAUUAGUCUCACGAGAAAACUGGAAAUCAAUCAGCUACUAGAAAGAAUCUGAAACAUUUCGGUGCUCAGUACAAAGAGUUCUUGCAUCUUUGUCAUCUUGAAUAAAGCAGACACAUUAUAUGUUUUAAUCUCAUAUUCUACUGGCUUAUUUUAUUCUUAAUCACAUGUUGUUUCAAAUAUUUGGGAUGUUAGCAGGAGGAACAUCUUUAUAUAAUUCUUGAGCACGUUCACAUAUUAUAACAUCUACAUCUUCUGACAUAUCUGUAUCAUAUAUGAACAACCAGGACUAUUGGUCAUGCCUCGAAUACUGAACAUGAGAAAAUGGAGAUUGUGUAAAGAGAACACUGACAAUAUUCAAGAUCAUGCGCUGCAUAAAAUUAUUCUGCCAAGUAGGUUGGGGUUUUUUUUCUUCAUGGUGCCAUCUGUUUGCUGACACUUGUUUUUAUUGUAUGUCUGACUGUAGGUUCCUUUGUAAUUUUUCGUGUACAGCAUAUUGAAAUCGCAUCCACACGGGCAAAUGUGCUUUACAAAUUGAAUUAUUAUAAAGGUAAAAAUAUUAAAGACUAAUGGAUACUGUUUAGUGGGGGGAACCCCAGUACGACAUGUUAAUAAGACUACUGAAACUCUGCGUGUGUGUACGUGUGUGUGUGUGAGAGAGAGAGAGAGAGAGAAAUAAAUCGUUUUUACAAUGUUUAUCAUAAUAUUGUAUAGUAAAUAAAAUAAAAGAAGUGUCGAGAAACAUUAUUCUGGCAGUGUAGACAAAUUGUUGUCAAGCACAUUUUAAAAAAUGCUACCUGGUUUUGUUGUUGCUUUUUUUUUUUUUUUUUUAGGAGAAGCAAGACUGGAAUGUAAGAGCAUAAGAAUUAAUGUUGGCAGACCAUGACAGUGAGCGAGUACGAUCUUAGCUCUGUUGUACUUCCAUUCUAUGUGUGCAAAGCCAGUUAUUAUCUCAGACAAAGAAUACAACACAAAUGAGACGAUGAAGUAGGACACUCGGUCAUGCCUCAAAAAAUCUUUGAAAGCACCUUUUAUAUUUGCCUGAUCAAUCGUUUUCUUUUCCGCUGUGUGUCUGUGUUUCUAUGGCCAACAUCACGAUGCUGACCGAUGUUAUACACUUUCACUAAUAAAAUCUAGGGUGACACCUACAGAAUCAUCACAGACGUGUACGAACUAGUCCGAGGAACCACUUACCUAAGGUUUCAGAUCAGUGUACAAGUUUUUUUUUUUUAGAAUCACGGAAAAACAAUUUCUUUGGGUCGAAGCAGGAAGUAAUCUCUGAAAGAAAACAUGCUGAUUGUAAUAAGAGAGGAAAACAGAAAAGGGUUACACGUUUCUUCAAUUUCCAGCUGGUCUGCCGCAAAAUGAGAAAUCUUUCAUCCGUGUCUAGUUACUGUUUUAAUUGGUUUGUUCAUUCGAUUAGGUUUCAGUUGAAUCAAGUGCAGUAGAAAAUAAUAUAUUAAUAUCUAUAGAGGAUGUUUUAAGUUCGCACACGAAGUGACUCACGUGACUAGUUGUACUUUGCAUGCAUGGUUCUUUCAUGUUUUUUAACAUCCAUUGUAAAUAUUAUGGUUUAGGAAAGUGAGCUAGCUACUACGUGCUUAACGAAGUCUUGUGGAAAGGAAACUGGAUGAGACUGUCAAACAAACGUGAAGUGGACCUGCUUGCUGGUCUGUGCAUGUUCUCCUCCCAUCCCCACGACUGGCAUCGGCAGACCGGCAUGACUGGAACCAGUCAAGGGACGAAUGAACAAAAUUGGAUCCAGGCUUGUGUUACUCCAAGCAUGAGAAUGGAUUUUUUAUACUUGUCACUUUUAUCACAGCAUGUGAUGCUUCGCGUGGCUGCGUUGCAGGUGAGCACCUCUCCCAACAAGUCUACAAUAGAUUGGUGCUUUAAGUGUGUCUGACAUUGAUGCCCAUCGCCAAAGACCCAAAUAGGAACGCAUUAAAUAUUUCUUCACUAUAUUAUAUGACAACAAAACGCUUAUCAAGAACAAUAUGGUCGGCAAAUGACGAUGCGCUGGGUAAAAACCAUGUGUGUGUGAUCAUAAGUUAUCACCCACGAAGGAUGCAUGUUUAUUGGAUAAAGAGGGGCAGGUCAAGAGGUGACGAGAAAAUGACAUGUGGUUAGUUCUUUGGUUGCUGCCAUCAUAUACGAGUUGUUUUGAACUCGCGUUAUCUUCUGAUGCCGGCCUGUAUUCGAGUCGCUGGGAAACACUUUAAGAAUGGUUUACAUCCCAGACACGAUUGCACUCGCUCACCUUACGAUUCCACUGGUUUGGGUAAGCUGAUGGUGACAGAGUUAAAUGGCAUUUCAGUUUGAUAUUUCAAAAUUAAACAAAUAUUAUUACUCAAAAUGGUUCUCUAUUCACGUGCCUCCUUUAUUCAAAAGUGCACACGGAGGAUAAUUUACUUCCUUUCUAGACACUUUAUAUUCAAACAUUUCACUUUUCUGCAACCUGCACAUACAAACCUCAUCCUUCUCUUCAACUAUGGCAAACUACAUCUGGGAUGAAGAGGAGAUUGGGGGGGGGGGCAAUAAACGGUUGUUUGCUCCAUGUGACAGCAGGUGAAUACAUGUUUAACUCACAACGCACUCACUACUACUCCCCUGCUCUAUACUAAUUCAUUUUGAAAGGAGGAAGAGGAUUAUAAACAAUACGCUGAAAGAGGGAGUUGGGAUGGGUGGGGGAUCUUUUAAAUUAGGAACACACCUUUGGAAUUCAAAGGUACGACUGUCCAAAAGGAACACUAAUAUUUCAGGAGUGAAGCAGCCUGCCUGGCGGAAGCUGCGAAGGCAAGAACAAAGUCAAUCGCAGGCUC